Chrysochloris asiatica (Cape golden mole) is the source of this 1410-nucleotide messenger RNA. Its product is annotated as keratin, type I cytoskeletal 17-like. Gene Ontology annotation, molecular function: structural molecule activity. Bases 109 to 1410 code for a protein of 433 amino acids. The record is from RefSeq and is a predicted model, not a curated record. The transcript has 8 exons. Gene Ontology annotation, cellular component: keratin filament. NCBI's taxonomy places the organism in Eukaryota, Metazoa, Chordata, Mammalia, Afrosoricida, Chrysochloridae.
ACGCCCACUUGUCGGUCUAUAAAGGUGGCGGGCGAGCCCCAGCAGCAGCACGCACCUUGGGGCCUCUCUCAUCCUCUAGAGCAAACAGUCUUCCCGCCGGUUGCCACCAUGACCACCACUAUCCGCCAGUUCACUUCCUCCAGCUCCAUCAAGGGCUCCUCGGGCCUGGGGGGUGGCUCCCGCACCUCCUGCCGGCUGUCUGGCAGCCUAGGUGGGGGCUCCUGCCGGCUGGGGUCGGCCAGCAGCCUGGGCAGUGCCCUCGGGGGCAGCAGCAGCUUUUCCGGCUGCUACAGCUUUGGUGCUGGCGGUGGCUAUGGCAGCAGCUUUGGGAGUGUCGAUGGGCUGGUGGCUGGAGGAGAGAAGGCCACCAUGCAGAACCUCAAUGACCGCCUGGCCUCCUACCUGGACAAAGUGCGUGCUUUGGAAGAGGCCAAUGGUGAGCUGGAGGUGAAGAUCCGAGACUGGUACCAGAAGCAGGCUCCAGGGCCUGCCCGUGAUUACACUCACUACUACCAGACCAUUGAGGACCUGAAGAACAAGAUCCUCACAGCCACUGUGGACAAUGCCAAUAUCCUGCUGCAGAUUGAUAAUGCCCGUCUGGCCGCGGAUGACUUCCGCACCAAGUUUGAGACGGAGCAGGCGCUGCGAAUGAGUGUGGAGGCCGACAUCAAUGGCCUGCGCAGGGUGCUGGACGAGCUGACCCUGGCCAGAGCUGACCUGGAGAUGCAGAUUGAGAAUCUCAAGGAGGAGCUGGCCUACCUUCGGAAGAACCACGAGGAGGAGAUGAACUCCCUGCGAGGCCAGGUGGGUGGCGAGAUCAGUGUGGAGAUGGAUGCAGCCCCUGGCGUGGACCUGAGUCGAAUCCUGUCAGAGAUGCGUGACCAGUAUGAGAAGAUGGCAGAGAAGAACCGCAAAGAUGCUGAGGACUGGUUCUUCAGCAAGACAGAAGAGCUGAACCGUGAGGUGGCCACCAACAGCGAGCUGGUGCAGAGCGGCAAGAGCGAGAUCUCUGAGCUCCGGCGCACCAUGCAGGCCUUGGAGAUUGAGCUGCAGUCUCAGCUCAGCAUGAAAGCAUCCCUGGAGGGCAGCCUGGCGGAGACAGAGAACCGCUACUGCGUGCAGCUGUCUCAGAUCCAGGGGCUGAUUAGCAGCAGGGAGGAACAGCUGGCUCAGCUGCGCUGUGAGAUGGAGCAGCAGAGCCAGGAGUACAAGAUCCUGCUGGACGUGAAGACCCGCCUUGAGCAGGAGAUCGCCACCUACCGCCGCCUGCUGGAGGGCGAGGACGCCCACUUGACACACUACAAGCCCAAAGAACCUGUGACCACACGCCAGGUGCGCACCAUUGUGGAGGAGGUCCAGGACGGUAAGGUCAUCUCCUCCCGAGAGCAGGUCCACCAGACCACCCGCUGA